Messenger RNA from Ophidiomyces ophidiicola, 654 nucleotides. RefSeq names its product N-alpha-acetyltransferase 30 (gene naa30). NCBI's taxonomy places the organism in Eukaryota, Fungi, Ascomycota, Eurotiomycetes, Onygenales, Onygenaceae. Bases 1 to 654 code for a protein of 217 amino acids. Gene Ontology annotation, cellular component: NatC complex. The record is from RefSeq and is a predicted model, not a curated record. The transcript is spliced from 3 exons. Gene Ontology annotation, molecular function: protein-N-terminal amino-acid acetyltransferase activity. Gene Ontology annotation, biological process: N-terminal peptidyl-methionine acetylation.
AUGGCCGACCCCGCGCCGUCUUCGCCCGCCAACGAUUCGUCUGCGGCUGCACCUGCGAAAUUCCAAUACAUCCAGUAUGAUGGCACCAAAGAAGAUGAAUACGUCACGGCAAUGCGCCAGUUGAUCUCGAGUGACCUGUCGGAGCCGUACAGCAUCUAUGUCUAUCGAUAUUUCCUCUAUCAGUGGGGCGAUCUAUGCUUCAUGGCCAUGGAUGAAAGCAAUAAGCUUGCAGGCGUUGUCGUAUCGAAACUGGAACCUCACCGUGGAGUUCCGCUGCGGGGAUACAUCGCCAUGCUCGCCGUCCGACAGGAGUAUCGCGGGCAAGGGAUCGCCACAAAACUGGUCUGCAUGGCCAUCGACGCCAUGAUCGCGCGGGAUGCGGACGAAAUCGUCCUGGAGACAGAGACAACAAACACACCCGCCAUGAAACUCUACGAGCGGCUUGGCUUCCUCCGCAGCAAACGAUUACACAGAUACUACCUCAAUGGGAAUUCUGCGUUUCGGCUCGUCCUAUAUCUAAAGGAAGGGGUGAGCAUGCUUGAGCCUCCUGGUUGUGGUGGGCCCCAUACUCCCGAAGCGCCAGGGGAACAGGGUUCUUAUGACGGGUUACCGUUGCAUGAGGAUGGCGAAUAUCCUGCAAGACACAUCGUUUAG